Molecule: messenger RNA, 1146 nt
Organism: Phytomonas sp. EM1
Lineage: Eukaryota; Euglenozoa; Kinetoplastea; Trypanosomatida; Trypanosomatidae
Source: the annotation of a GenBank genome assembly
AUGUCAUUUGCAGCGUCUGAUAACGUACCCCAAAGUUUCAAGCAAAGCCUUAACUGGAAAGACGAAUUGUACGCGGCCGAAACAUUCCGUGAUGGUAUUUACGCCAUUUCACGUGUGGUGCCUUCCUGGGUUCCAGCGGUUGGUCUUCUUUCAGCACUUGGUAUUUACUAUGCAACAUUUCGGGUCCGCCUCUUUAUCUCACAAUGGCGACUUGAGGAGCGCCGGCGAGCGGAGCGGAGGUACGAACUUUUGGACACCCUACGAGGAGUGCCUAUGGGCCCGGUUGGUACCGUGGAACCCCUCGGAGAUGAUGAUGUAGAUGAGGAAGACGAGGAGGAAGAUGAUGAAACAGCUGUUUCCAUGCGCGACAUCGAGGAAUUUCGAAGCAGUUUGGGCAUUCGUCUGCCACGUGACGAGGAUCUCCUCAGUAUUGUAGAGCGCAUGCUGAUGGUAGACCCGAUACCUGAUGGGUGGGUGUUAUAUCGUACUGCCGCUGGCAUUAUUCGCUUUAUGAACCUCAAUACACAAGAGCUUUUCUUUUUUCAUCCAGGCAAGCGCAAGGAGAAGUCAUAUAUUGAUGCUGAACUCAAGAAGCGAAAUCGUCAAGCAAUGGAGAGUAAGUAUAACUUUUACUCUGAGGAUGAGGGGUUUAACUUAUUUCCCAUAUCCAAUCGGGGUCCUCAGUCUACCACUAUGGCAUCUGGACCAUUACCUAUUGAUUUUGGUGACGAUGGCAACCCAGGUGAAGAGGAUGAUACUCAAACGAACGCCUUCAAGCGCUUGUUUCACUACUUUUUGGAACGUGAACAGAAGCGAAUCGAGCAGGAUGUUGUCCGCUCCCGAUGCUCUAUGGCGCACCGCACCAAGGAGGCGGUGGGGGUUGGGAUCCCGGGAGGGGUCUCUGGACCAUCAUUAUCAUCUGCAACAGUACUAUCAGAUGUUUCUGGUGGAGCUUCAGUAAGCGGUAGUGGUGGAAAUCACAAUGCAACUAGUUCUAAGUCUGGUGUAGGAGUAGGGGGUGCCGCUGGGGGCGCAGAGGGUGGACAAUCGUCUCAGCGAUCACCCGUCAGCAUGCUUCCUCCCAUGACGUAUCGUGUUGUCUUAUCAAGUGCGAUUCACGGGAGUCGUGGUGGGAAUGCUAAAUGA